Messenger RNA from Chaetura pelagica (chimney swift), 1182 nucleotides. Its product is annotated as cat eye syndrome critical region protein 5-like. Gene Ontology annotation, cellular component: mitochondrion. NCBI's taxonomy places the organism in Eukaryota, Metazoa, Chordata, Aves, Apodiformes, Apodidae. Gene Ontology annotation, biological process: glycerophospholipid biosynthetic process. The record is from RefSeq and is a predicted model, not a curated record.
UUUGGUUUCCUUUUUGACAUCGAUGGUGUCCUGGUGCGAGGAAAGACUCCAAUUCCUGCCUUUCAAAAGCUUGUUAAUUCUCAGGGCCAAUUCUUGGUGCCUGUAGUAUUUGUCACCAAUGCAGGGAAUUGCCUUCGCCAGGAAAAAGCUGAUCAGUUGUCUCAGCUGCUGGGAGUUCCAAUUUCCCAAGAUCAAGUGAUGAUGUCACACAGUCCCCUGCGGAUGUUCAAGCAUUACCAUGAAAAAUGUGUUCUUGUGUCUGGACAAGGACCCCUUCUUGAUAUUGCUCAAGACCUGGGUUUCUGCCAGCCCAUUACCAUUGAAACCUUGCGGGAGAAACACCCUUUGCUAGAUGUAGUUGAUCAUGACAGGAGACCUGAUGUUCUGGAUCCCUCUGCUGUGGAGCUUCCCAAGAUUGAGGCUGUUGUUUUGUUUGGGGAGCCAGUCAGAUGGGAAACCAACCUCCAGCUGAUCAUAGACGUUUUGCUGACAAGUGGCUACCCUGGAAAUCCAUAUCACCAUGAAAAUUAUCCUCAUAUUCCAGUACUUGCUUGUAACAUGGAUCUGAUGUGGGUGGCUGAAGCUCAGUCUCCAAGGUUCGGGCACGGCACAUUCAUGGUUUGUUUGGAGAACAUUUACAAGAAGAUCACGGGCAAAGACCUGAAAUACGAGGCCUUGAUGGGCAAGCCCAGCCAAGUGACCUACCAGUUUGCAGAGCAGCUCCUGAGGGCACAGGCAGCCCGGCGCCGCUGGGGACAGCCCAUCCACACCCUCUAUGCUGUCGGAGAUAAUCUCAUGACUGAUGUCUACGGUGCCAACCUUUACAACCGCUACCUUGAAGAGAACUCCAGGAAAGGUUCAAAGUCACGGGUUCAGGCCCAGGCUGCUGCUGGCAGAGGAUCUGCCUCUCUCUCUCAGGCCAGUGAAAUAGACAACAGCUGGGAGAAUGAAUUGGCUUCUGCAGCUGCUGCCCACUGUAGGUCCAUUCUUGUUUGUACUGGGGUUUACAACCCUCACACAGAGGUGCCCCUGGAUACCAGGGAGAGAAUAACUGAAACUGUUUUCCAUGGCCACAGAGAUUUUAGAUUUGACCCUGGUUUAGUAGAACCAGAUCAUAUCGUACCAGAUGUUGAUGCUGCUGUAGACCUGGUCUUCCAGCUGGAGAACUUUGCACCUAAUUGA